CGCAGGUGAGCUUUGGCCUGUGAGCAGCAGUAGCCAGUCGGUACAGUCGCGUACUCUCGCAGUCUCGUCACUAGUCGUGGGGGUCUCCCAGAGUGGAACAGCAUCGGCACUGACGUCCGCAGUCGCGAGUAUUGCUAUCACCCAUCAAACGAACGGGUACCACAGACUCCCCAGUAACGACCAGUGAUAUCUUCAAGAAAGUGAAUGCAAUAGAAUGGCUUACUAUUACUAUUAUCAAACACCACCUGAUCCACUAUCACCUGUAACAACCACAGAAGAAUUAUCACCACCACAGCCACCUUUAUUAAUGCUAUCUUCUCCACCGCAACAACAGCAAUUGAAUAUACCACUUCUCACACCGAUUCAUCAAUCGGUAACAACAUCAAUGCCAAUGAUGACGAAGACUUCUACUACUAAUGCUAUAGAAAAUAAUGAACAGCAGCAGCUACCCACACCAAAUACAUUCAUUAGGCAUUGCGAUGACAUGGGUUUAUUUCAUGAUUUACAAAACAUUGUAGUUAUGUCCUCAUUAACUGGACCAUCAGGUGAUACAACUAUUACUACAGUCCCUGCUUCUAAUGCUGCUACAAUAGUCACCACAGAAACAUCAACAGGACAACCUAUUUCUUCAAAUUUAUUUGACUCAUCGUCAACAGCAAUUGUGACAACCAUGAUGAUGGCCAAUCCUUUUGAUGAAACAUUUAAACAAGCAGUAUUACAACAACAAAAAAAUGAAGCUAAUCCGCCAGAAAAUAUUUUCAAUCACAACAAUAACAAUGAUGGUGAUUUAAACACCCCAUUCAUAGCAACAACCACUGUUGUUAACACGUUGAAUAACAAUACUAGUUUGAAAACUUCAACGUCAAUGGAUAUGAUAUCUACAACUGCAGCAAUUGAAUCUAAUAAGAUGAAUUCAACAACUGUGCCUCAAUCGCAACAGCAGAAUAUAUACAUAACGUCAACAGCAGAAGCACCGACUAGGGGUGUAUUAGUUAUGAUGGUAGAGCAUCCACAACAUCAACAGCAUAAUUCAUCUCUCCCUUUACGACCUGAACAUCAACAACACCAACAAAUUAUCGAACAGCAUCAGUUCAUUGUUCCAACAACUACAACCACUACUAGUGUCAUUGAUACAACAACAAUAACACACCAUGAUCAAGAAUUGUAUGAUGAAGAAGUCGAUGAUGAAAAUGGUGGUAUAAUUAUCAAUGUUAGAAAUGAUACAACUACAAUUAAACAGGCUCUAAAACAGAAUCUAUUGGUGAAGCAACUGCUACAGGAGCGCCAGAAAUCUCCACUCAUAUCUGAAAGCGAUCACAAGCUCGGUCAACUACUGCAGCAUCAGAAUAACGACAAUGACAUUGAUUUUGUUGUCACAGAUACCGCCGAUAGACUAGAACAUGAAGACUAUAAUAGUAGUAAUGGUCAGGAUGACGAAGACCACAACAGUCGAAAGCAACAACUGAAACAGAAACGAAAACAAGAAAUGUUAGAAAGGAACAGGACAGCCGCCAAACGCUGUAGAAUAAAGCGAAAGCAGAGGUGGGAUCUGCUUUCAGAAGAGAAUCGAAAGCUAAAAAUCGAAAACGGCCGACUGCGUGAAGCGCUUUCAAAACUUGUGAGCCAUAGAUGCAGUAACUUACAGCAACAUCAAAUAGAACAGCCAGAGAUAAUACAAGAAAUAUUUAAUAAUAGUGAUGAUGUUUAAAACCAUGAUAGGUUGUUGCACUAAUAUUGGUGCUUAAACAAGUAAUAUUUACCUAUUAUAAUAUUAUUACUAGGGCUCCGAAGUUGUAAAAGUUACAUAAUAUUUUUCUUUACUCUUGAUUUAUAAAAGAUCAAGCUAGUAACCCAUUUUAUGCAAUUGUGAGAUUAUUAACAACAAUUUUGAAUGUAUGCUAUUUAAUAUCUAUUCAAUUUUCUUUUAUCAGUUUAUGUAUUUUAUAGUUUAUUAUUUAACAUAGGUAUUUUAAUUUUCUAAAGAUUUGUACAAAAUAGUAAAAAACAAUUUGUUCCAGUAUGUUAACGCUGUUAAUGCCAUAUUUUUGUUAUACAUUUAUACGCUUCAAUAACAUUUUUUUAGCAACUAGCUUUUGAUUAC
Acyrthosiphon pisum (pea aphid) is the source of this 2101-nucleotide messenger RNA. RefSeq names its product putative basic-leucine zipper transcription factor D. Gene Ontology annotation, biological process: regulation of DNA-templated transcription. Lineage: Eukaryota; Metazoa; Arthropoda; Insecta; Hemiptera; Aphididae. The transcript has 7 exons. Gene Ontology annotation, molecular function: DNA-binding transcription factor activity. Bases 215 to 1708 code for a protein of 497 amino acids. The record is from RefSeq and is a predicted model, not a curated record.